This is a messenger RNA of Arachis stenosperma, 2840 nucleotides long. RefSeq names its product CMP-sialic acid transporter 1. Gene Ontology annotation, molecular function: pyrimidine nucleotide-sugar transmembrane transporter activity. Gene Ontology annotation, biological process: pyrimidine nucleotide-sugar transmembrane transport. NCBI's taxonomy places the organism in Eukaryota, Viridiplantae, Streptophyta, Magnoliopsida, Fabales, Fabaceae. The record is from RefSeq and is a predicted model, not a curated record. The transcript has 9 exons. The coding region runs from base 1611 to 2624 and encodes 337 amino acids. Gene Ontology annotation, cellular component: Golgi membrane.
GAAAUCACAGAAACUCAGCCAAAAAACCCUAGCACUGUAAGCCUACACCACCGCCGCAAGGAGUGGCAUAUUGCCGCCGUCCGUCGCACUCAAAGUUCGCCAUCCGUCCGUCUAUCUAGCUUCCCUCGUGCUCCAAGUCUUCAACCCCUGUUCGCUGUCACCGAUCGCAGCUGCUUCCUCGAGCUCGGCGUCCGUCGUCUUUGUCUGCUCAGCCGCGCUUCCGCCGCCGUUUGUUUGCCGUUCACGUUCGUCUUCGUUCAACCGUCGUCUUCGCUGGCGUUCUUCGCCGUUCACGUUCGCUCGGCGUUCACCGUUCGCGUUCACUCGCCGUUCACCGUUGGAGUUCGCAUUCGCGUUCGUCUGGAAGCCACGUUGCUCUGCUUCAAACUCCGCGACCAAUGCACUCUUUUGUCGCCGCCGAAAUUCUUUGAGGUAUGUAAGAAUUAAGAAGGAAGACUAUUUCAACGGUAUUAUUCUAUUGAUUCUGGUCUGCUACAAGCUUGAACAUAGAAUUGAAGAGAGAAACCCUUUAUUAUUUCAUCAUUGGCCUAUUUUUGGCAUUGCAUAUCGUUGUAGUUUGUUUAUUCAUAGAACUAGUUGUUUAUGAUCCCCUUUUGAAGUAAAAAAAUGCAGUAGAAGAGUGUUUAGAAUCAGUUGCUUUAUUCAUUGAAUUUUUAUAGAAUCAUGUGUUUAUUAUAAAACGAUUUUUCUGGUUGAACCGGUUGAACCAAUGAACCAGUAAUUAGAGCGGCUUGAUGAUCGGUCCAGUUUUCAGAACAUUGGUAAUUUGUGUUGAAUAAUCAAUACUUAGUUGUUAACUAUAUGUAAUUUGUGUAAGUUUGAGUUUGAUAAUUAGAAAUUUGUGUAAGUAGUGUUUUAAACUAAUUUGUUUUUUUAGUGUUAGAACAUAAUGUGUUUGUUAAUUAUGUGUGUUUUGAUUUUUCUUUUAGUCAUAAAUUUUAAUGUUUGAAUUUGUGAAUUUUUGUUGAUAAAUUAUAGACAAGUUAUUAGGCAAAAUUUUGAAUUUUAUUAAUUUAAAAGUUAUUAAAUUUAAAUAUUUAAAACUUUAUAUUGAAUUUUUAAUAUUUUUAUUUUAUAUUUAAUUAAACCGGUUUAACCAUGGUUCGAUUCCGGUUAGACCAUUAAACCAUCAAAUCAGUCACAUGACCGGUUUAAUGACCGUUUUGGUUCUUGCAACCUUGGUUAGGAUUUAAAGUUUUGUACAACAAGAAAAUUAAGGAGAAAAAAUGUUACAAGAAGGUUUGGUUAUAAUUUUCUAACACAUGAAAGAAGAUAUGGUUUAACUAGUAACAUUAUUAACGUCCAAGUCACUCACUUCGUUAAUUAUUAGUGUCAAUUUUAAUGGUAAGACCACAUCAAACCUGUUUAAAUCUUUUUGAAAGUGAAAUAGGACGUUUGAAACGUUAAUGACCAAAUUAGGAUUCGGCUCAAACGUUGGGAUCAAAAUAGUACUUUAUCCUUAUUUUUAUUACUCUUUUUCAAAUAUUGAGAAUGCAAGGUUUUGGGAUCGGGUGAUAAAACGCUGUGUUUAAGCGCAUUUCCUUUCCGGGGUGGAUCUGCACUGCACAGCUUGCUCGAAGAAGAAGAAAAUGCAGUGGUACUUUGUCGCGGUGCUCCUCACCGUUCUCACCAGUUCUCAGGGAAUAUUGACAACCCUCUCGCAAAGUAAUGGAAAGUAUAAGUAUGAUUAUGCCACUAUCCCAUUUCUUGCUGAGGUUUUCAAGCUUGCGGUGUCAAGUUUCUUUCUAUGGAGGGAAUGUAAAAAGUCACCUCUGCCAAAGAUGACAACUGAGUGGAGAACAGUGAUUCUUUACCCCAUUCCUUCAAUUAUAUAUCUGAUCCACAACAAUGUGCAGUUUGCUACCCUCACAUAUGUUGACACUUCCACCUACCAGAUAAUGGGCAAUCUAAAGAUUGUGACCACUGGAAUACUAUUCAGGUUGUUCUUAGGGAGGAAGCUUUCAACCUUGCAGUGGAUGGCGAUCGUGCUGUUGGCUGUUGGGACAACCACAAGCCAGGUUAGGGGCUGUGGAGAGGCUUCAUGUGAUUCACUAUUCUCAGCACCAAUACAGGGUUACAUGUUAGGAGUUCUGUCAGCUUGUCUCUCAGCUUUAGCUGGAAUUUAUACUGAGUUCUUGAUGAAGAAAAACAAUGAUAGCUUAUACUGGCAGAAUAUACAGUUAUACACGUUUGGUACAAUCUUCAAUAUGGCACGACUUGCUUUGGAUGAUUUUAGAGGUGGAUUUGAAAAUGGACCCUGGUGGCAACGUAUAUUCAAUGGAUACACUAUCACUACUUGGAUGGUGGUAUUAAAUCUAGGGUCUACUGGUCUUUUGGUUUCCUGGUUGAUGAAACAUGCUGACAAUAUUGUUAAGGUAUAUUCCACAUCAAUGGCAAUGCUUCUGACAAUGAUAAUAUCAAUAUUCCUAUUCAGCUUCAAACCUACGUUGCAGCUUUUCUUGGGUAUUAUUAUUUGUAUGAUGUCUCUACACAUGUAUUUUGCCCCAUCAAAUAUGCUAUUAGAUAUGCCAGUAACAGUUAAACCGGAUGAAGAGAGGGAGAAGCUUAUUGAAGUGUCUGUUGAUCGAAGAACACAUUCAUGAUGUCAUUCAAUGCUGUCUGUUGAUCGAAGAACACAUUCAUGAUGUCAUUCAAUGCUUUGGUAUCGACACAUUUAUUUGAAUUAGAAAAAUUCCCACGCGAUGCGCUGGCUAAAUACUUAUUCCAUAAUAUUGUUCGUUGUGUGUUGGAUUCUAAUAAAAAAUAGCAAAUAUAUAUUGAUACUAAAAUCUAAUUAAGUAACUACUUGUUUUUGUUCA